Molecule: messenger RNA, 3336 nt
Organism: Homo sapiens (human)
Lineage: Eukaryota; Metazoa; Chordata; Mammalia; Primates; Hominidae
Gene: MRPL50
Product: mitochondrial ribosomal protein L50
Exons: 2
Coding region: 27-503 (158 amino acids)
Cellular component (GO): mitochondrion
Source: RefSeq, marked reviewed
GCUCAGGCCCGUGGAUCUCAUCGAAGAUGGCGGCGCGAUCUGUGUCGGGCAUUACCAGAAGAGUCUUCAUGUGGACAGUCUCAGGGACACCAUGUAGAGAAUUUUGGUCUCGAUUCAGAAAAGAGAAAGAGCCAGUGGUUGUUGAGACAGUAGAAGAGAAAAAGGAACCUAUCCUAGUGUGUCCACCUUUACGAAGCCGAGCAUACACACCACCUGAAGAUCUCCAGAGUCGUUUGGAAUCUUACGUUAAAGAAGUUUUUGGUUCAUCUCUUCCUAGUAAUUGGCAAGACAUCUCCCUGGAAGAUAGUCGUCUAAAGUUCAAUCUUCUGGCUCAUUUAGCUGAUGACUUGGGUCAUGUAGUCCCUAACUCCAGACUCCACCAGAUGUGCAGGGUUAGAGAUGUUCUUGAUUUCUAUAAUGUCCCUAUUCAAGAUAGAUCUAAAUUUGAUGAACUCAGUGCCAGUAAUCUGCCCCCCAAUUUGAAAAUCACUUGGAGUUACUAAGCAAUUCGGAAGAGAAACACAUUGAAAUCACUGUCUUUCCCUGAGCAAGGGGGCUGCUCAUUAGAUCUUUUGAUACUUUACCAUGUGAAAUACUACCAGAACUGUUCUCUAAACCCACUUUUUCUGUAGAGGAAUGUAUCAUCUUUUUUUUUCUCAUAUUACAAAUGGACAAAUAACGGACUUUCUAUUUUCAUAUUUGCUGAAACCAUUUUUUAAAUGAAAUUAGGUCAUUAUUUAUGAAAAGUUUUGAGAGGGCACUGUCAACUUGGGUUUAAGACAGGAGGACAUUGCAAGUUCACACCUUUCAUAAGCAUAAAGUAGUUGCAAGAAAGUAUUUUCAUCCUGUUAGGAUUCAUAUCUAAGAUAGAGUUAUGCAUUGCACAUACACAAAUAAACUUUUAUUAGAUAGAUACCUAUAAAAGAAACAUAAAAGUAUGUUGUGUAUUACUGACAGUUCUAGAUUAAUUUCUUUUAGAAUUAAAGUAGAUUUGUUAAAGUGUAUUGUGUGUUGUAAAUUUUUUAAGUGAAAUUUGCUUGCGCUCUGCCUUGCCAUUUCUUUCCAGUAAGUAUAAUUUUGAAAAAAUUAGAAUAUAUGCCAAAUAUUGAGUGCUGUGACUCUUCCUCAUAAGAGAUGUGCCAGAUUCUAUGUCUAAUUGCAUAUUCUCUUCAGAGGAGAUGAUGCUUAUUUUAAACCUUUUUCUCUAUAACUUUUAAAAAGUGGUGCUGAGUAUUCACUAGAGUGGCAAGUCUUUGUGCUUUAAUGCACUCAAUUUGUGGAAAUUACUUAAAUAGCAGGUUAUCAGAUGGUUCUGAAUGACAAAGGUGUUAAAUUUGGGAUUUUUUUUUCAAGCUUUAGAUAUGGCUGGAGAGUAAUGAGACAGAAGGAAUGUCUUAUAUUGUUCUGACUGCUGACAAUUCCUAAAGAAAAGUGAUAGAAGGGUUUUUAACAAAAUAAGUUGCAUUUAUUCUCUUUCCCAGGGUUACUCCUUUGAAGAGGGCAAAAUUCAGUUGGGAAUAUAAAUUCUGGAAUCUUCAUGAAGAAAAUUAGUUAACAGUAUAGACAUGCCCUACAAAUAUCAUCCACAGGCACUUCAUUCAAGAACUUCAGGUGUCAGAGUGCCUGGAGCUCUGGAGCUUAGACAUUAGAGUUGAUUCCUUGGGGAUUGGUUCCAGGACACCUACUUGGAUACCAAAGUCCACAGAUGCCCAAGCCCCUUUUAUAAAAUGAUGUAGUAUUUGCAUAUUAUGUAUGCACAUCCUCCCAUAUACUUUAAAUCAUCUUUAGAUUACUUAUACUGAAUAGAAUGUAAAUAGUAUUUACAAUUGUGAAUACAAUGUAUUUAGUUAUGUAAAUAUGUAAAUUUUAAAGUUAUGUAAAUAUGUAGCUAUGUAAAUAGCUAUAAAAUAAUAUUUACAAUUGUGAAUAGUAUGUAAAUAGUUGUGAACAUAACUAUUGUGAAUAAUAUGUUAUAUGUUAUAGUUGUGAAUGUAAAUAGUAUUCACAAUUGUGAAUACAAUGUAAAUAGCUUUCACAAUUGUGAAUACAAUGUAAGUAGCUAUGUAAAUAGUGAAUACAAUGUAAAUAGCUAUGUAAAUAGUUGUUAUGCUGAUUAGGGAAUAAUGAGAAGGAAAAAAAGUAUACAUAUUCAGUACAGAUGCAGUCAUCUUUUUUUCCCCUCGAACAUUUUUGAUCCACAAUUGGUUGAAUCCACAGAUGGGGAACACACAGUCUUGGUAAAUUUAACCAACAAGGAGGGUAAACGCAUCCCAACAGGGAAGGUAAACUGCACAUCCAUCAGUACCUCUAGAGGGCAUCACUGGUUUAUAGCUCAAUACAGUGACUAUAUCAGAAUAAUGGCCUUUAGUUUUCCUGAAAGAUUAAAUUAGGCUUGCUGUUGUUGAAUGAGAUAAUCAAACAUAUGAUGUAAUUUUAAAGGGUUUACAUACAGAAGGCCUGCUGUAUGUCCUGCUUCUGCUGUGUAAAAGAUUCAGCAUGGAAUCAUUGGAAUUUUAUGUACAGGAUUUCAUUAUCUCAUUUUCUAUACAAUUUUUCCUUCUGAUCCAGAGACACGGAAAAACAAAGGGCAAGAUGGAAAUAAGGGAUGAGAAGGUCUAUGUGGAAAAACAGUUACAACUGGAGUGGUAACUGCAAAAACCAAGCAGCUUCAUGUGAUCGUUAGGACAGAAGAAAUUUCUCCUUUGUAGCCUAGAGCAAUAUUCUCAAAAUUUAAUGCGCAUGUUAAUCAUUUGGGGAUCUUUUAUUCAUUUUUUCAUGUGGGGAUCUUUUAAAAAUGCAAAUUCUGAUUUGGUAAGUCUGGAGUAGGUCCUGAGCUUCUGCAUGCUUCAAAAGCUGAUUAUGUUUUGAGAACAUGGAUCUAGAUGCUGGUAUUGAGGUGGGAGACAAGUACUGCCACCUGAAACAACAGUCUUGGUAAAUUUAGCCGACGAGGGUAAACACAUCCUAACAGGGAAGGUAAACUGUACGUCCAUCAGUACCACUAGAGGGCAUCACUGGUUUAUAGUUCAAUACAGUGAAUAUAUCAGAAUAAUGGCCUUUAGUUUUCCUGAAAGAUUAAAUUAGGCUUGCUAACUUGUUUAAUGAGAUAAUCAGACAUAUGAUGUAAUUUUAAAGGGUUUACAUUUUUAAAAAUUUAAUGAUUGCUACAUAAAAAGGGUAUCAGUUAACUAAUUUUACUUAGAUGGAACUUCUGUAAGCUUAGUAGGUAUGCUUAAAUAAAGCCUGCUAAUAAAAUAGAGAUUCAGACUCAAUAGAAUGGUUUUACAUAUGUAAUAUAUGUUUUAAACUGCAUAAAAUAAACUCCUCCCUCCUUUC